Molecule: messenger RNA, 384 nt
Organism: Symbiodinium necroappetens
Lineage: Eukaryota; Dinophyceae; Suessiales; Symbiodiniaceae
Source: the annotation of a GenBank genome assembly
AUGGUGGUGUACAUCGUGCUCACAGUCCUAGCGAUUUUGAACGUCGUAACUGGGGUGUUCUGCAACAACGCCAUUGAGAGUGCCCGCGCGGACAAGGACAUUGCCAUCAUGAAGCAAAUGCAGAAGCAUGCCAAGCAGCUCAAAUCACUUCGUGGUGUGUUUAAAGAGAUCGACAACGACCAGUCGAACCUCGUGAGCCUUCAAGAGCUGAAGGACGCGUUGAAAUCGAAGAAACUCGCGAGUUUCUUGGAGUCGAUGGACAUCUCUACACAGGAUAUCUGGACGCUGUUUAUGGUCAUGGAUUCUGACGGAAGCGGUGAUGUUACGCUGGAAGAAUUUGUGACGGGCUGCAUGCAAUUGCAGGCAGGGACGAACUGCUGCUAA